AUGCCAAACUCAUCAGCCGUGCCUGCAGUCUUGGGGUGGAGGGAUGAACAGUUAGAUCAGGUUCAGUGUGACUUCGUGGCAGAAUUUUUGAGAGUGGACCAAGACAAAGACAGAGAAUGCAGCCUGGACUGUGCAGGUUCCCCUCAGAAAUCACUCUGUGCAUCUGAUGGAAGAACCUUUCUGUCCCGAUGUGAAUUUCAGCGAGCAAAAUGCAAAGACCCUCAGCUGGAAAUAGCCUACCGGGGCAACUGCAAAGAUGUUUCUAGGUGUGUGGCCGAGAGGAAGUACACCCAGGAACAAGCUCGCAAGGAAUUUCAACAAGUGUUUAUCCCAGAAUGCAAUGACGAUGGCACAUAUAGUCAGGUUCAGUGCCAUAGUUACACUGGAUACUGCUGGUGUGUCACUCCCAAUGGUCGCCCUAUCAGUGGUACUGCUGUGGCCCACAAAACUCCCCGGUGCCCAGGUUCAGUGAGUGAGAAGCUGCCACAACGAGAAGGUGCAGGAAAAACAGAUGAUGCCUCAGCUCCCGCGCUGGAGACUCAGCCUCAAGGUGAUGAAGAAGAUAUAGCUUCUCGUUAUCCUACGUUAUGGACUGAGCAAGUAAAGAGUAGACAAAACAAAACCAAUAAAAGCUCAGCAUCAUCAUGUGAUCAAGAACUUCAGUCAGCCCUGGAGGAAGCCAAACAGCCCCAGAAAGACAAUGUGUUCAUUCCAGAGUGUGCUCAGGGUGGCCUCUACAAACCAGUGCAGUGCCAUCCUUCCACGGGCUACUGCUGGUGUGUUCUGGUGGAUACGGGACGUCCCAUCCCUGGUACAUCAACCAGGUAUGAACAACCUAAGUGUGAUAAUGGUGCCAGAGCGCACCCAAGCAGAACAAAGGAUUUGUACAAAGGACGCCAGCUUCAAG
Molecule: messenger RNA, 907 nt
Organism: Balearica regulorum gibbericeps (East African grey crowned-crane)
Lineage: Eukaryota; Metazoa; Chordata; Aves; Gruiformes; Gruidae
Source: RefSeq, a predicted model, not a curated record